This is a messenger RNA of Theobroma umbraticum, 2677 nucleotides long. RefSeq names its product inactive TPR repeat-containing thioredoxin TTL3-like. Gene Ontology annotation, molecular function: protein binding. Gene Ontology annotation, cellular component: cytoplasm. The record is from RefSeq and is a predicted model, not a curated record. NCBI's taxonomy places the organism in Eukaryota, Viridiplantae, Streptophyta, Magnoliopsida, Malvales, Malvaceae.
AAAACCACUUGUAUUAGUCUACGGCUAAUAGUGGAAGCUCUGUGUUUUCUCUGCUUAAGCCUUAAGCACUCGACUGACUCACAUUCAUUCAUUCAUUCUUUGCUUCCACCUUUUAUAUCACGAGAUCCCCAUCUCUCUUUUCUUUUCUUUGCUUUGCUUCAUGUUUUCUUCACGUACCUCCCUUUCUUCUUCUUCUUCUUCUUCUUCUUUUUCUGUAUUGCUUUUGUUUUAGAGUACAUCUGCAAGUACAAGCACGAGAGAGGGAGAGAAAGAAGAUAGCAUAUGAUUGAAUGCAGAACCACAAUUGUUGUUGUUGAGAUUUAGAAUUCUGAGGAAACACGAAGAAAACAACAACACUCAAAAUAUGUCAUCACAUUCCAAAAGGCCAAGCCUUGAUUCUCUAACCAGCCGAUACCGUGACUCACUGAGUUUCACAGCAGCCGACCACGGCAUUAAUGAAAAAGAAAUGAACAAGCCUGACUUCAAAGAACUCGAUCUGGGUUCACCGGUUUCACCAUUGCUCACCACCCGUGUCUCCAUCAACAGCAACGGAAAUGCAACCGCCACUACAACGUCAAGCAGUAGUUCAAGCUCUUCAGCUGGUUCCGUUUCGGGCAAAAACAACAACAGCACAACUACCCAUUUGCCUAAAAGUAAUGGCUUGAACACCAACAAUUCAGGGGAGCUGUCGGAGACAAGUCCAUCUAUACCCGGAUCCGCCCCAACAAACCGGAUUCUUAGGCCGGGUCACAGGAGAUCCGUGUCUGCUGGACCCCCAUUGAUCUACUCUGGUUCAAGCUUCAGUGGAGCAACCUCAUUUGCAUCGUCAUCAGUUUGUUCCAAUCCAAGCACGACAAAUGUUUUGCCAAGUGGUAACAUUUGCCCAUCUGGCAAAAUCCUCAAAACCAUGGCGUCUCGUACCUCUAACAAGACGGACACGCUUGGUGCUGGCAAAGGAAACUAUGGACAUGGCAGCAUAAUGCGUGGUGGUGGUGGCGGUACUAAAUUGGGGAACACUAGUGAUCCCGAGGAAGUGAAGAGAGCUGGUAAUGAGAUGUAUAAAAGAGGGAAUUUUGUGGAGGCAUUGGCAUUUUACGAUAGGGCAAUAUCCAUUUCACCGGAAAACGCCGCGUUCAGGAGUAACAGGGCAGCGGCGUUGACGGCCGUGGGAAGGUUGGGAGAGGCUGUCAGGGAGUGUGAGGAGGCUGUUAGGUUGGACCAUGCUUAUGGCAGAGCUCGUCAGAGAUUGUCUUCUCUUUAUCUUAGGUUAGGUCUUCCUGAAAAUGCCAGGCACCACCUAUGUUUCCCAGGGCAAAAUCCAGAUCAAGCUGAGUUACAGAAGUUGCAGUUGUUGGAGAAGCAUAUUAAUCGAUGCACAGAUGCCCGAAAGAUUGGUGAUUGGAAGAGUGCACUAAGGGAAACGGAUGCAGCAAUAGCUGUUGGCGCAGACUCAUCUCCCCAGCUCAUUGCUUGUAAAGCAGAAGCCCUUUUGAAGCUCCACCAAAUUGAGGAUGCAGAUUCCUGCCUAUCAAACAUUCCAAAAUUGGAGCAAUAUACUCCCUUCUCACAGACUAAGUUCUUUGGUAUGGUGGCUGAAGCUUAUGCCCUCUUUGUUCAAGCUCAAGUUGAGAUGGCAUUGGGAAGAUUUGAGAAUGCAGUUUCAGCAGCAGAGAAGGCUGGACGUAUUGAUUACAACAACGUAGAGAUUGCAAUGGUAUUAAACAAUGUGAAAAUGGUAGCAAGAGCAAGGACUCGCGGCAAUGACUUCUUCAAUGCUGGAAGAUUUGCUGAAGCCUGCUCAGCUUACGGGGAAGGCCUCAGAUAUGAUAGUUCUAACUCUAUUCUCUAUUGCAAUAGAGCAGUUUGCUGGUCCAAACUUGGACUUUGGGAAAAAUCUGUAGAGGACUGCAACCAGGCUCUAAAGAUCCAACCAAAUUACAUAAAGGCCUUACUUCGAAGGGCUGCCUCAAAUGGAAAGCUUGGACGGUGGGCAGAUGCUGUGAGAGAUUAUGAGCUGUUGAGGAAGGAACUUCCUGAAGACAAUGAAGUUGCUGAGUCUCUACACAAUGCACAAAUUGCGCUGAAGAAAUCUCGUGGAGUAGAUGUUCAUAGUAUGAAAAUCAGUGGUGAAGUAGAAGAAGUUUCUAGCCUAGAUACAUUUAAAACAGCAAUAUCAUCACCAGGCAUAUCAGUGGUCCAUUUUAAAGUGGCAGCGAAUGAACAAUGUAAAGAAAUAUCCCCAUUCAUAAAUUUGCUUUGUGUUCGGUAUCCAUCUGUUCAUUUUUUUAAGGUGGAUGUGGAGGAAAGCUUAGCAGUGGCAAAAGCUGAGAGUAUAAGAAUGGUCCCAACGUUUAAGAUUUAUAAGAAUGGAGACAAAGUGAAGGAGAUGAUCUGCCCGAGCCAUCAGUCCUUGGAGGACUCAGUGAGGAACUAUAUACUAUAAAAAGAAAAAAUCCUUACUCUUUCUUGUGGCUCAAGCCCCCCACAGCAUUUGAUGGUAAUAGUCCAAAGAAUUCAUUGUCCGUUCUUGAUUCAUACUAGUAUCACCAGUUUUACUUGUGAUAUAAUCAUUUACAUAAUUGUUUCAUAGAGCUCUGAAGGCAAGAAAACGUCAUCAGGCUCAGAGAGAAAGUAGCUUCUUAGUUUACAUUUGUGGAAUUACUUAUUCUUUUCUUUA